This is a messenger RNA of [Torrubiella] hemipterigena, 1067 nucleotides long. Lineage: Eukaryota; Fungi; Ascomycota; Sordariomycetes; Hypocreales; Clavicipitaceae. The record is from the annotation of a GenBank genome assembly.
UUGGAAAUCCCACCUACCUGUUCCAACAUGAUUGAUAACUACACUAUUGUGGCAGGUGGCCAUUAUAGUUGAAUUGCUUCUCGGAGCAUGUCGUCACAUAGAACUAUUAUAAAAGCGACGAAUAGCUCCCUCUUGUCAUUAUUUUUGUAGUAUCCCUCCAUCAGCCUUCACUCUAAAAGCCUUUUCCUCUUUACCUUCUAUACACUUCGUUCUCACAGCCCAUUAUGAAGUACCAAAUUGCCUUUACCAGCCUGCUCUCUUUGGCCGCAGCUGGCCGCCUCAGGCGCGGUGAGGAUAUUGUUGGCGGACAGGAAGUCGACAUCAAGGACUAUCCUUAUCAGUCUCUGUCCCUGAUUGAUGGCCAGCAGUGGUGCGGCGGUACAAUUGUCAACAAGCGUCACAUUGUCACUGCAGCCCAUUGUCACCAAGGUUACGAGAGCCAUAAGUUUAGCGUUCGCCUCGGUAGCAGCAAUGCCGGCUCUGGUGGCACUGUCUAUCCUGUUACCAAGGUUAGCAUUCAUCCCGACUAUGCUACGAAGGACAACCACGACGUUGCUGUCUUGGAACUUGGCAAGGAUAUUGUCUUUGGAUCCGGCGUCCAGGCUAUCUCUGGUUUCUUGACAUCUGCCGCUGCUGAUGGCACUGACGGUGUUGUCUCGGGCUGGGGCGAUAUUCAAGAUGGUGGCCCUGGCACUACGAAGCUCCAUGCUGUCCAUGUCCCCAUUGUCAACCAUGCCCAGUGCGCCAAAGACUACCAGGGCGAGAGUGUCAUUGACGACACCAUGAUCUGUGCUGCCGUUCCCGAGGGCGGUAAGGACUCUUGCCAGGGUGACUCUGGCGGCCCCUACGUCAUUGGCGGCAAGCUUGCCGGUAUCGUCUCCUUCGGCCACGGCUGCGCUGUCAAGGGAUACCCUGGUGUUUACACUGAUGUUAUCAACCCCUCCGUCCGUGCCUUCAUCAAGCAGUACGCUGGUAUCUAAAUACAAUAGAGUCGCGGGUGGUCUUGGAUAAAUUCCGUUUACGAAGCUGUAUGAAAGUGUUCAAUGUAAAUCUAUAUAAAGUAUAUA